AUGGUCAACACUGGCAAGCCUUCGCCGGGUUGUUUUGCCUGCAGGUCGAGGCGAAUCAAGUGCGAUACAACGCGGCCUGAGUGCAGGAAAUGCCGGAAGAGAGGCUGGAAAUGCCCGGGCUACCGAGAUCUCAAUGCCCUCAGGAUCGUCGAUGAGACCCAGAAGCAGUUCACCCGCUUCUCCGGGGACAAAGAGGGGAGCGAGGAUGGACCAGGCGUGUCGCCGACCAAGGACAUCAUCAUACGGCAGUACAUACCGCCCGGCGAGCGGUCAUCACCGUCGAGUGCCACCACCAGCAGCAUCACCGGCUCAUAUCCAUCGCCAGUGUCACAGGCUGCCACGCCAAGUAGCCCAAAGAGCCCGCUCAACUACGAGUCACAAUGGUCCAUGGAGAUCCCGCGCUGCAUCGGCACGCCUGUCGGGGAGCAGGUCUACAGCUACUUCCUAUCCAACUUCGUGCAGGGCACAUCGCUCCGCAACCAUGGCUACCUCGACUUCCUCUUUCCCCUCCUGGCUAACGAGCCUCCCGGCAAAGACCACCCGCUGCCCUUGGCCUUCUCCGCCACCGCCAUGAUCGCCUUCGCCGCCCGCCAGAAGGUCCCUGACCUGCUUCCGCGUGCCGAGGCGACAUAUCUGCGCGCACUCGAGGCCACCUUCCAGGCGAUUGGGGACCCCAAUCGGGCCCGCGACAACUCGACCCUCGCUUGCGUGACCUUGCUAACCACCUUUGAGGUAUACGACUUCCGCCAGGCAUUCGGCUCACAUCUCGACGGUGCAGUGGCGCUGCUCAAGAUGCGAGGCAAGGACGUCUUCCAGACCGUGGUCGGUCGCAAGAUCUUCCUCAUUCUAAGGUCAUUACUCGUAUCAAGAAGCAUAUGCUACGCAACCCCGCUGGAGCCAGAUCUGUACCACCUGACGGACGAGUUCCAGCAAGACCCAGCACAGCACCGGUUCGCGGAGCUGUCACUGCGGGCGGCGGACCUGCGCGUGGGCGUGGAGCGGCUGCUGGGCGGAUGGGGCCUGGGCCACGCGCCGCUGCCGCACCCGCCGCCGCGCGAGUCGGUCGCGGCCCUGCUGCGCGACGCCGAGGCCAUCGAGGCCGACUACGCCGCCCACAUCGCCAACCUGCCCAUCGCCUGGAAGGGCAUGACGGUGCGGUGCAUGACGCACGCCGACCCGGCCAUCAUGGGCGGCAUCGCCUACGUCGGCAGGGUCGAUGCCUACAUCGACAUGUUCAUCUGCUACAUCCUCAACUGGGCGCGUGCUGCGCGCCUCUACGUCCAGAACACGGCCAUGCGGUGCCGCGCGUGGCUGCUGGGCCCCGAGGGGGACUACCGUGAGGUGCCUGAGUACGCUGCUACCCAGCAGCUCUGCGAGGCCAUCAUUGCGGAUAUCGUGGCCUCGGUGCCGUAUGUGUUUGGUGCGGCGAGGGCGAGCUCAGGGUACACGGAAGGGGUGUCUCCUGGGCGAUACCAGCCGCCCAGCUUGGCCGGUGUGUUCUGCAUGUGGCCAGUGUUCGCGGCAGCAAGCUCGGACUUCGCCACGGAGACGCAGCGGACGUUCAUGAAGAGGACGCUCAAGUAUAUCUCGGAGGAGAUGGGCAUUGGACAGGCUGCCAUCCUUGCAAGCUAUAAUCUUCGGUCGCCCUCGAUGCCCAUCGCCUUCACACGCAUGAAACAGUUCGAGCAGCUGGGCAAGCCGUUCCAAGGGGUAGCAAUAGGGGCGGCGGCGGGGUCCACGAUGGCAUCCGGCCUCCGGGAUAUUGUCAAGACGACAGGCACGAUCAUUUCGUCGCCGCGGCCUCACUCGCUGGGGAUGCCACUACGGGUGCUACACGAGCACCCUGACUUGGAUUAA
This is a messenger RNA of Diaporthe amygdali, 1857 nucleotides long. RefSeq lists its product as uncharacterized. The record is from RefSeq and is a predicted model, not a curated record. Gene Ontology annotation, biological process: regulation of DNA-templated transcription. The transcript is spliced from 5 exons. NCBI's taxonomy places the organism in Eukaryota, Fungi, Ascomycota, Sordariomycetes, Diaporthales, Diaporthaceae. Gene Ontology annotation, molecular function: zinc ion binding; DNA-binding transcription factor activity, RNA polymerase II-specific. Bases 1 to 1857 code for a protein of 618 amino acids.